Molecule: messenger RNA, 1425 nt
Organism: Lontra canadensis (Northern American river otter)
Lineage: Eukaryota; Metazoa; Chordata; Mammalia; Carnivora; Mustelidae
Product: protocadherin alpha-12-like
Exons: 1
Biological process (GO): homophilic cell-cell adhesion
Cellular component (GO): plasma membrane
Molecular function (GO): calcium ion binding
Source: RefSeq, a predicted model, not a curated record
AAAAUUUUGUCUCCGAGCCCAGAUUCCAACCAUUGACAGAAUAGGAUCGACUCCAUAUUGACCGGAAUGCUGGGUAAAUUUUACUCUAUCUACACCUACAGGAAGGGAGACUGCUCACAAAGGUUCGCAGGUGAGCGAUCCUUUAAAACCAACAGUCCCACCUCGGAGAUCUUGUUAACUACAAUGGUGUUUUCCUGGAGAGGAGGCCCAGGAGCCCCGCGACUGCUGCUGUCGCUUCUGCUCCUUGCAGCGGGGGAACCCGGGAGCUGCCAGGUCCACUACUCGGUCCCGGAAGAGGCCAAACACGGCACCUUCGUGGGCCGCAUCGCACAAGACCUAGGGCUGGAGCUGGCGGAGCUGGUGCCACGCCUGUUCCGGGUGGCGUCCAAAGGACACCGGGACCUUCUGGAGGUAAAUCUGCAGAACGGCAUUUUGUUUGUGAAUUCUCGAAUCGACCGGGAGGAGCUGUGCGGGCGGAGCGCGGAGUGCAGCAUCCACCUGGAGGUGAUCGUGGACAGGCCGCUACAGGUUUUCCAUGUGGAGGUGGAGGUGAAGGACAUUAACGAUAACCCACCCGUGUUCAGAGAAGAAGAGCAAAAGGUACUGAUUUCUGAAUCUGCCCGGUUGGAUUCUCAUUUUCCUCUAGAGGGCGCUUCCGAUGCGGAUAUCGGUGUAAACUCUCUUCUGACCUAUAGGUUAGGUCUAAAUGAGUAUUUUACUCUUAAAAUAAUAACGAAAAACGACAAAAGUAUAUUGCCUGAACUAGUUCUACGGAAGUCUUUGGAUAGAGAGGAAACUCCAGAACUUAAUAUAUUGCUGACCUCCCAGGAUGGGGGUAAGCCCGAGCUAACAGGAUCUGUUCAGAUUAAAAUAAGCAUUUUGGAUGUGAAUGAUAACGCUCCAGAGUUUGAUAAGCCUGGCUAUAAAGUAGUGCUGUUUGAAAAUGUCCCAAACGGCACGAGAGUGAUUCAGCUAAACGCUUCUGAUCCAGACGAAGGGGUGAAUAGAGAAAUUUCCUAUGGAAUCAGACUGAUUUUGCCAGUGAGUGAGAAAUGCAUGUUUUCAAUAAAUCCAGAAACAGGUGAAAUCAGAAUUUACGGGAAAUUGGAUUUCGAAGAGAAUAAUGAGUAUGAAAUUCAAGUUAACGCCAUUGAUAAAGGGAUUCCUUCCAUGGCAGGUCAUUGUACAGUCCUAGUGGAAGUUCUGGAUCUGAAUGACAAUAACCCUGAGAUAAUGAUCACUUCGCUGUCGCUCCCAAUGCUAGAGGAUGCUCAGGUGGGCACCGUCAUCGCCCUGAUCAGCGCGUCCGACCAUGACUCUGGUGACAAUGGGCAGGUGACCUGUUCAUUAACACCCCACGUUCCCUUCAAGCUGGUGUCCACUUUCAAGAACUACUAUUCGCUGGUGCUGGACAGCGCCUUGGAU